Molecule: messenger RNA, 840 nt
Organism: Coffea eugenioides
Lineage: Eukaryota; Viridiplantae; Streptophyta; Magnoliopsida; Gentianales; Rubiaceae
Exons: 1
Coding region: 114-635 (173 amino acids)
Molecular function (GO): acyltransferase activity, transferring groups other than amino-acyl groups
Source: RefSeq, a predicted model, not a curated record
UUGUACAACAAUAUAUAACGUUCCAUUAGACUUAAAAGGUUAGUAUAUUCCUUGGGAGACCUUUCUUUAACCACUCUUUGUUCUGCAAUCAUUUCCUCCAUUUUCACAUUGUUAUGGACCUUUCACGCAUCACGCUCCGUCCAUUCAGGCUGUCGGACGCGGAUGAUUUACUUCUGUGGGCAGGUGAUGAUCGAGUGACUCGGUCCAUCAGAUGGAAGACUCUGGCAUCAAAAGAGGAGGCAUUGACCUUCAUCGGGGAAGUCUGUAUACCCCAUCCUUGGCGUCGUUCGAUCUGUGUCGACGAUCUUUCGAAGGGCUUUGUAUCAGUUUUCCCUGGAUCAGGGGAUGAGAGAUGCAGAGCAGACAUAGGAUAUGCUUUAGCAGUUGAAUAUUGGGGCCAAGGCAUCACUACUGAGGCUUUAAAGUUGGCUGUUCCUCAGGUGUUCAAGGACUUCCCUGAAGUUUUAAGGCUCCAGGCUUAUGCUGCUGCGGAAAAUAUAGCCUCGCAAAGGGUACUGGAGAAAGCUGGGUUUCUGAAGGAGGGCACAUUGAGAAAGUAUAGCUAUCUCAAGGGGAAUUUAUGCGACUUGGUUGUUUACAGCUUCCUUUCUACAGAUAUCAAUCCAUCAGUCUAAUUUUCAUUUUCUGGGUGUUCACACAAACGCUUUGUCCUUUCUCAAAUGCCCCGGAAUCUUGUUUGUAGUAGCUCAUUCUGAAGCUAGCCUAUGUUCGACCUAUAGCCUACUGUUAAUCAAGCCUAUCCGCCUGAACUUUUUGUUUAUCCGGGAAAAUCCACUUUUAGUUCUUAAACUUUAAGGUAAGGAUACAUUUCGUCUCCAA